CCAGAUUUUUGUAUUUAAACUUGUCCUUCCUCCCGCAAGUGAUAUAGUCUAUUACUACUUGUUCUUCAUCCAUCCUACAGCCAAGACUUGAACAAGAUGUCUUCCAGUACUCCUCCAUCCCACGGGGCAACUACCCCUACACAAUAUACCGACAAGGAAGACGGCGGCCAUUAUCAUUGCAACCAUCCUCACCACUACUAUGAAGAACGGAACAAGAACGUUCAGAAGCCUCACCAGUCCAUGGUAUCGCAAGUCUACAACCCUUCGUUCUUCAAGGUUGCCAACCCUGGUCCUCUUGGCUUGAUUAGUUUCGCUCUGACUACAUUUGUUCUUGGUCUCUACCAGUGCGGUGCUGGACUUCCCGGAUCCAACCCCUUUGGUGGCAUCGGCCCUGACCAAGCCAUCUUUGGUCUGGCUGUCUUCUUCGGUGGCAUCGCCCAGUUCUUUGCAGGUCUCAUGGAAUUUCGUGUGGGCAACACUUUCGGUACCACUGUCCAUUGCUCCUACGGUGCUUUCUGGCUAGCCUUUGCCAUGUUCUUCGUCCCUGAUCUUGCAAUCAAGGAUGCAUACAAGGGUGACGACCGCGCGUACAGCUUUGCCCUGGGUAUCUUCUUGAUCCUAUGGUGCUUCCUCACCCUCAUCUUCUUCAUAGCCGCUCUCAAGACGAACAUUGCCAUUCUGGUUGUGCUUGGCUUUUUGUUCCUUGCCUUCCUCUUCCUCAGCAUGGCUCAGUUCUUACAGACCAGCCACCCUAUUGCGGCAAUUCGAAUCAAUAAGACGGGUGGUGCAUUCUCUGUCAUUUGCGCCGCAGCAGCGUUUUACGCGGGAGCCGCAGGUAUCAUGACCGAGGAUACGACAUGGGUCCGUUUCCCUCUUGGCGAAAUCGAUGUCAAGCCCAGGAAGGCCAACAUCGCAUAAGACGCGGGUGGAGCUUACAUUACUCCUCAGGAAGGGCAGUGUGAUCUAAUAGUGAAUUGAUGCAAUGACAUUGCAUGGCAUGUUAAUGAUUUGAUUGAGAACUGGAGUAUUCAUUUAAUGGCGAGAUAUUAUGAGUAAUAAUGUGAAUAACCCCAACGUAAGAAGAAUUGGCAAAGACAAGUUUUAGAGAACAAUGAAUGACGUCAGAUACAUGCCAUAAUCAAGCUGUAUGAGGACGUAUGUCUUACUCUAUAGACUGAAUGUUUUAUGUUUUGUUAAGAAUUGUGUCAACAUGAAAUUAAAUC
Fusarium graminearum PH-1 is the source of this 1223-nucleotide messenger RNA. RefSeq lists its product as uncharacterized. The record is from RefSeq and is a predicted model, not a curated record. Gene Ontology annotation, molecular function: acetate transmembrane transporter activity. Lineage: Eukaryota; Fungi; Ascomycota; Sordariomycetes; Hypocreales; Nectriaceae. The transcript has 2 exons. Gene Ontology annotation, cellular component: plasma membrane. The coding region runs from base 97 to 918 and encodes 273 amino acids.